AUGCUGCGGAAACACGCAGUCUCGCUGGCCCUGCUGCUGCCCGCGAGAGAGGCGGCUGCCGCCCGGCUCGACGGCCAGACCAUCUGCGACUACUACGCGGCGGAGCGGUUCGGGGCGAGCAACGCGACGACGCAGCUGCGCCUGAUGCAGAGCAUCGUCUCGCUCGCGUACGCCGGCGUCGACUCGCAAAACACGGGCAUCUUCAACUGGGGCACGUAUGCAGGCCGCGACGUCUAUCUCCGGCCGUGGUUUGACGGGUCAAAUGCGACGACGAACGCGAACGGCGCCGCCGUGCGCACCGACUGGCUGGACGGGGGCGGCCUCGAUCCCCUGCUCGCCUUCUUGAACGGCUCCACGUCUGCCCCGGACAUCAAGCCCGGGUCGAAUCAGUACACCCUCUUCAGCCACUGGUACUUUGCCUUUGGCAAGAUCUACUCGUGCUCCGAGUACAAGAGCUUCGCCGAGGCCUUCGACCCGUUGAACCCGGCCUACGUCCACAAGUACAUGGACCUGAACCAGACGCACAUUGGGUAUUUCAUCGAGCAGCUCAUCAGCGCCAGCCAGUCCUUUGGCUUCUCCGACACCGACGCCACCACCCUCAGCAACUACAUGAACUCCAAGUACAACCUGCGGUGCAUCCCGCCGGACCACGACCAGCUCACCUCCAUCUGCUUGGCGAGGGACUGUCCGCUGGCAGCUCCGGCCCCCAAGUGCGACGCCUACAACGACAUUCCCAUCCGCGGCGUCGGCGUGGGCAGCAGCGGCGGCAGCAGCGGCGGCAGCAGCAACAACGGCAGCACCACCACCACCGCCGCCGCCGCCACGAGCAGCACCGGCAGCUCGGCACCAUCCCCUUCCAGCACCGCGGCUGCUGGCGGCGGCCAUUCCUCCUCGUCCUCGUCCUCGUCCUCCGGCCUCUCGGCUGGCGCCAUCGCAGGCAUCGCCAUUGGCGCCGCGGCCGUCGUCCUGCUCGCCCUCGCCCUGGGGUUGUUCUUCCGUCGCCAAACCAAGCCCCGAGCCGGCGUCGAUCCCGGCGGUGCCCAGACCGUCGGCGACUAUCCUGCCUCGCUGCCCCAGUCGCCGCCUCCUCACAGCAUAAACACCCUCAGCGGCUACUACGACCAGAGCGCCAACCACUCCUACGUCUCGCCUCGCCUGGGGAGUCCGCCGCCGCCGAAAUGGCCCGAGCACAGCAGUCCCGUGCAGGAGCUCGGGACCGUCGGCCACGAAACCGCAUCUGCCACGACGCCCGUCAUGACCAACGGCGGCUUCGGCUUCGCUUCUGCCGUGGCGACGUCUCCCGUGCAGCAGCACCCGCCUGCGCCUGCGCCUGCGCCUGACGUGCUCGUGGGCGGUAUAGCCGAGAUGGAGAGUCCAGAGCCGCCUUCCGGGUGGGACCAUUACGCCAACCGGGCCUGA
Ustilaginoidea virens is the source of this 1419-nucleotide messenger RNA. RefSeq lists its product as uncharacterized. The record is from RefSeq and is a predicted model, not a curated record. The transcript is spliced from 3 exons. NCBI's taxonomy places the organism in Eukaryota, Fungi, Ascomycota, Sordariomycetes, Hypocreales, Clavicipitaceae. Bases 1 to 1419 code for a protein of 472 amino acids.